AGAAAUAUGAUGGCUCAGUCAGAUUUAGAUCUAAAAGAGACGGCUCUGAAAGAGGAUUUGAAGUUUUACUUCAUGAACCCAUGUGAAAAAUACAGAGCAAGACAUCAAAUACCAUGGAAACUGGCUUUGCAGAUUUUGAAGAUACUUAUGGUUACUACCCAGCUUAUUUUUUUUGGUUUGAGUAACCAGUUGGUGGUCUCAUUCAAAGAGGAAAACACUAUUGCUUUUAAACACCUAUUCCUGAAAGGCUAUUCUGGAGUUGAUGAAGAUGACUACAGCUGCAGUAUCUAUACACAACAGGAUGCUUAUGAUAGCAUUUUUUAUGUUAUUAAUCAGUACAAGCAAUUAAAGAACAUAUCCCUGGGGACGCUUGGUUAUGAACAUGAAGGAUCAGGUUUAGAAAUCUGUAAACAACAGUACAAGAAAGGCACGAUGCUUCCUUCCAAUGGUACGCUGAACAUAGAUGUUUCUACUGAGACAGAAUGUAUCUUUUUUAAGCCACAGGAGCUAUCUGGUAAGAAGGCUGAACUGAAGCUGAACUCCUCUUUUUUCAAUCUUGAAUUUUACAGGCUUAUACAGGUUGAAAUCUCCUUCAAGCUGAAAGGCAUUGCUCUACAGACUAUCCAUGCCCGUGAAUUGCCUGACUGCUAUGCAUUUCAAAAUACUAUAACUUUCAAUAAUAGAGCCCACAGUGGAAAAAUCAAAAUCUAUUUUGAUAGUGACACCGAUAUUCAAGAAUGUAAAGACUGGCACAUAUUUGGUUCUGUUCUCCAGAAAAACACUCAGUAUAUUCUAGUCUUUGAUGGAUUUGUCAUUUUAAGUUGCUUUGCUUCUCUCAUCCUCUGCACACGAUCCAUUGUUCUUGCCUUGAGACUGCAAAAAAGAUUCGUGAACUUCUUCUUGGAGAAAUAUAAGCGUCGUGUCUGUCAUGCUGAUCGCCUGGAGUUCAUAAAUGGAUGGUAUGUCCUGGUAAUUAUCAGUGAUGUGAUGACAAUCAUUGGGUCAAUCCUAAAAAUGGAAAUAAAAGCCAAGAACCUCACAAGUUAUGAUGUCUGCAGCAUUUUACUUGGAACAUCAACUUUGUUUGUCUGGGUUGGAGUCAUCAGAUACCUAGGAUAUUUUCAAACCUACAAUGUGCUUAUUUUAACUAUGCAGGCAUCAUUGCCCAAAGUGCUAAGGUUUUGUUGUUGUGCUGGGAUGAUUUACCUUGGCUAUACUUUCUGUGGUUGGAUUGUCCUGGGACCUUAUCAUGAAAAGUUUGAAGAUCUGAACACGGUGGCUGAGUGUCUGUUUUCUUUGGUCAACGGUGAUGAUAUGUUUGCAACAUUUGCUCAAAUCCAGCAGAAGAGCACACUGGUGUGGGUGUUCAGUCGGUUAUACCUGUACUCCUUCAUUAGUCUGUUUAUAUACAUGAUCCUCAGCCUUUUUAUUGCACUCAUUACCGACUCCUAUGACACCAUAAAGAAAUACCAACAAAGUGGGUUUCCAGUAACAGAUCUACAUGAAUUUCUAAAAGACCACAGCAGUGUUGGUUACAGAAAAGAACAGACUUCCAUGCCAUUCAUCUGCUGCUGUAGGAGACAGCAGAGUGAUGACAACUUGAUACUUAUUAAUUGA
Molecule: messenger RNA, 1617 nt
Organism: Gavia stellata (red-throated loon)
Lineage: Eukaryota; Metazoa; Chordata; Aves; Gaviiformes; Gaviidae
Gene: MCOLN2
Product: mucolipin TRP cation channel 2
Exons: 13
Coding region: 7-1617 (536 amino acids)
Cellular component (GO): lysosomal membrane; plasma membrane
Molecular function (GO): NAADP-sensitive calcium-release channel activity
Source: RefSeq, a predicted model, not a curated record